CUAGCAGCCUUCAAUUCUCGAAACAGCAAGUCCCGGGCCCCUAUUUAAUUUUUGUAUCAGACUCGGACGACGCCACCUAUCUUCGACAUCUUCAACAUCUCCAUAUCCAUUCCCGUCAAUGGUCGGACCAGCACGCGCAGCAUGACCCGCGCAAUUUGGCUCGAUGGCCUGCGGGGCAUUGCUGCGGCCAUUGUUGCGACGGACCACUACUUCAUGGGCGCCAUUUUGCACGCCGGCUUCAGGUCCUUCUGGGCAGAUCCGCCUGAGGAGAAUCGUCGACUGUAUCAGCUGCCGCCCUUCCGCCUGGUCUUUGCUGCGCACGCCAUGGUGCCCCUGUUCUUUGUAAUCUCAGGUUAUGCCAUCUCAAUCAAUCUCAUCCGACUGAGGGCCAGCAAUAACAACGAGGGGUUCCUUCGCCGACUGUCUUCGGCAGUCACACGCCGCGGCUUGCGCAUCUAUCUACCCGUGUUCUGCAUCACAGUUAUUUCACAGAUCCUCUUCUUCCUCAAUCUCUUUCAAUGGGAACCCUCAGAUGAUAUUGUAUGGGGUCGGAAACCCUGGACUGCACCAUGGUUCCACGUUGAGUUCGUUGCUCGGUACAUGCUCGACAACAUCAACAUCCUCGCCAUCCAAUACAACGGUGGUCUUAAUGGCCAGCUUUGGACUAUGGCUCUCGAGUUCCGCGGGUCUUGCGUUGUGUAUCUCCUCCUUCUGGGUCUGGCGUUUUGGAAGCCGAGGCCCCGACUUUGGGCACUUGGAGCUUUGAUGGCAUACUGGUUCUACUUCGGGUUCUGGGAUGUACUGGGAUUUUUGGCAGGGUACUGGUUGGCCGAGUUGGAAGUCUUGUCGGAGUUGCACACUAUUAGUACCGAGACGGAGUACCCAUUCUGGCUCAAACCAUAUAUCCCAACCCGGGUGCGAUCCGUAAACUUCAGCACCAUCCGAACAUACGUCAUGUUCGUCGCCGGCAUGUGGCUUCUCUGCUUGAGCGACGACGGUGCUCUCCCGCCAGGAUACCAGUUCUUGCAGAUUGCCGAAACCUCGCGGUGGGAUGGAAAUUGGGGGAUAGUGGACAAGACGUGGAAAACGGUGGGCUCAGUGCUGGUUGUCUCUGCGAUCAGCUCCACAGAACAGCUUCAACGCCCCCUCAACUCCAAGCCAGUACAGUAUUUGGGGAGAAUAUCUUUUUCGCUAUACCUUGUACAUCAAACCAUCUACCACUUGCUCUGCGACCCUGUCAAAAAUAUCCUUUGGUUCAUAGCCACAGGAGGAUCGCAACCUGGCGAUGAUGCUGGUGAUUACAUAAUUACAUCCGCAUUCUGUUGGAUUGUGGGCUUCAUCAUCCUCUCAACAAUCAACCUGUAUACGGCAAAUGUGUACACGAGAUUCGUUGACGAGCGAUGCAUCAAACUUGCAAAGAGGUUUGACCAAUGGGUCUCCCUGUAGCUGUUAUAACAGCGACGACAGUCAAUAAGUGGCGAUCCUCAGCUACUAUACUGCUCAUAACAACUUAGUGCAUUGUUGAUCGCCGAAUACGAGAUGAAGAGUGGAAUGAAAUUACUACGGUCCAAAUUAAACCGGAACUCCGCUAAAGCUGAUGUGGCUGUUUGAAGGAGGGCUGGAGCUUGAUCGCGACGUUGCGAUGCGGUUCAGAGAGCGGAAAAGGUUUUAUUAUGGAUAAAAUUGUGUAAAUUAUGAAAUAACGAAUUAGAAGAG
Messenger RNA from Trichoderma asperellum CBS 433.97, 1716 nucleotides. Lineage: Eukaryota; Fungi; Ascomycota; Sordariomycetes; Hypocreales; Hypocreaceae. The record is from RefSeq and is a predicted model, not a curated record.